AUGCGGGUGCGAACGUGUCUGGCAGGCCCACAGGACCUAGUGGCCUCUUUCGGCCGCGAACUCUACAGGAGUCUCAUGACGGGAGCAUCGGACUCCCAUAAGAAGUCAUUCAGUUCCUACAACGUCACCACGUCCCACUCUCGUGCCAGUUUGGUUUCGGCCCACUCGGACUCGCCCGUCACCGUCUCGUCGAAGUUGUUUGACAUCGCGUCCAACGCGUCCACAUCAGAAGCGAUCCCCAUCGCCGGUGCGGCCGUCUUUCCUCUACAGACACUUCUUCAUCAAACAUAUAUCCUGCGGACCCUUCUCAACGGGACACGGCUUUUCCUGGUCAUAUGGUUUCAGACGCUUCUUCCUCGGUGAGACCCCGUAGGUCGGCUUUGGACAAGCUCUCCGCUUUUCCUUCCAUCACAGAUUUACGAGCGGCCUUGACCGGUUUCGUUACGCCCGUCAACGAGUCAACCCUGAUCGAUGGCACUCGGCAGUGGACCGCCACGCCAGCACUGCGCUCUCGGAUUCCCACCACCCACCCAAUCGCUUCCCACCCACCUGCCCAACUCGUCGGCUCGCACCCCAUCGACGCCGGCGCCGGCGCGCGGGCCUAUCUCGCACCCUCUCAUUCGCCGGGGCCGUCAUCGACAACUGAGCGGUGUAUCGACCACAGAAUCAAUCUUACGCCUUUUACUUAA
Molecule: messenger RNA, 689 nt
Organism: Microbotryum saponariae
Lineage: Eukaryota; Fungi; Basidiomycota; Microbotryomycetes; Microbotryales; Microbotryaceae
Source: the annotation of a GenBank genome assembly